UCGAAUGAUUGUUUUUCUAUCCGAUAGAGGAGAUUCCAACUUAUGACAUGAACGGAACACUUUAUAAAAGUUCGUCGGCUAUAGUUGUUAUAAUUAAUUUACUGCAAAAAAUAUAUUCAAAUUCAUGUCUCAUGAAUUGUGAAAUGAAUACGAAAGCGAUAAACGAUACGUGCUUUGACGUGAUCAAACGUAUCACAUGGCCUCUUUUUAUAACUCACUGAAUAAAAAGAGCGUAGCUAAGAAAUAUUUUUUAAACGUCAGAUAAAUCAAAUCAAAUUAAAUUAAAAUAAUAUUAUACAUCAGUACUGUAUAAAGUUGCACAUCCACAAAGUUGCCAACUCAGAAAAAUCCAAUGGAUUUUCAUCCUCCGGAUAGGAGUCAUAGUGGGCAACAAAAUACAAUAACAUCGAACAGACUACAAGGGCGACAGUCAAUACAUGUUGUAAAUGAUGUUAAAUUAUGUGAUAUACAACAAAAUAAAUCUGGAAUUUUCAUUCUCUUUACACAAGGUGCUAAAAGUUUCAAUGAACUCUUAACAAAAUUUGUACCAACACAAAUACAACAACAUCCACAAAUGGAAAUGUGUGUGCCAAGAUAAGUACAAAAAGUUAUGGACACAAAUAAAGAAGCAUUCGUUAAAAAUAUGGAUCGUGAGAUUCCAGAACAAGAAAUCGAACAUGCAUUAACCCUUUGGUUACUGACAUAAGAGAGAAAAAAACGAUUUUUCAGAAAAGACAUUAUAAAUAUUUAUUUCUGACCCAAUUUCACAGAAUUGUACGAAAUUAACCAUAGAUCUUCUGUAAACUAUGAGAAUCUUUGAAACAAUCGUUAAUGCACAGCCCAACAUUGCAUUCGGUACACUGGUAGCGAUAGUCGGACUAAACAUUGGUUUCUUUGGCCGAAAGUUUCCUGUUCUCCAAGAUCCACCGUAAGGUUGAGGAGAUGCUGGUUGCGAAGAAUCUUCAUCAGAACCAUCGUCAGAGCCACUGCAGUAGUCGGUUCAAUCUAUUUCAGUUUCAGAUCCUGAAUCAGAGUUUGCUAGAAUUUCAGCGACUUCCUGAUCCGAAAGUCGACGUCUUGACGUUGCCAUUUUCACAAAACAAAUGAUGAUGUAGAAGGCUCGUGCUGCCUGACGUUACGCAAGAAAUGUAUCUAAAGAACAUGCAUUAUGAGUGAUUGCGUUAGCUUCACGCAAUGAUAAAGCUCAUGACUCAUAUAUGCGUCGUCGAUAACCAAAGGGUUAAAAUCAAAACGUUUUAAAUUUGAUAAAAUAACACGAUUGCCAAAUAAAAAUAAAAAUGGACCAGAAAUACCAGUCAAAAUACAAUUUACAGAUACAAACAAUACAGAUUUACUUAUCAAAACUGGAUUACAGUUCGAUGAUAUACAUUUUCCUGAUGAAUGUGCACAAAUUAAUACUCAACCACAACAAUGCCAUAUCUGUCUCGAUAUUGGUCACAUUGCCAAAUACUGUACGAAACAACAGAAAAUAUGCUCUAAAUGUUCAGGACAAGAUAAAGUAUUGGGUUGCGAUAAAACCUAUGACGAAAUUAAACAUCAUAACUGUGAAAGUCCACAUUUAGCCACAUCAGAUCAAUAUGUAAAAUAUACGACAACAAAAAAUUAA
Molecule: messenger RNA, 1627 nt
Organism: Didymodactylos carnosus
Lineage: Eukaryota; Metazoa; Rotifera; Eurotatoria; Philodinida; Philodinidae
Source: the annotation of a GenBank genome assembly